This is a messenger RNA of Parastagonospora nodorum SN15, 132 nucleotides long. RefSeq lists its product as hypothetical. The coding region runs from base 1 to 132 and encodes 43 amino acids. The transcript is spliced from 2 exons. The record is from RefSeq and is a predicted model, not a curated record. NCBI's taxonomy places the organism in Eukaryota, Fungi, Ascomycota, Dothideomycetes, Pleosporales, Phaeosphaeriaceae.
AUGCUUGUUAUGUCUCCUCGUUUAACAGCGGUGAAUUUCUAUCACAGAUUUUCUAUCACAGAUAAUCGUAACAUAUCUCCGACAACAUCCAACUUCCCACCAUCCACACCGCCGUCUCCUAGCCCAUCAUAA